Messenger RNA from Pectinophora gossypiella (pink bollworm), 813 nucleotides. RefSeq lists its product as uncharacterized. Bases 1 to 813 code for a protein of 270 amino acids. Lineage: Eukaryota; Metazoa; Arthropoda; Insecta; Lepidoptera; Gelechiidae. The record is from RefSeq and is a predicted model, not a curated record. The transcript is spliced from 4 exons.
AUGGGAGUUUAUAAAAAUGAGAACAUAUUCGGAAACGGUCUCACCAGUGGCAGCCCUAGGGCGGUGCGAGGUAUAGCAGUCUUCCUAGCAUCGUUAACAAUCCUGAACUGCGUAUGGUCCCCUGAGAGAGUGACGUCAGACUCCAAUAAACUCGUGCGCAUCAUGUAUCUGUACGACUAUAGGGAAUGUGGGUAUAAGCUAAGGAAAGCGAAGUCCAUACAGAAUGUGCUGUUGAACAAUGAAUCUUCGAACGUAAAUGUCAUUCCAAUCAAAUGGACGCCGGCUGUUAUGACAGUUAGUACACGACUCAGCGCUAAGACCAGAACGUAUAUAGAAGUAAGUAUCGGUUUCCACGCUAUUUGGAUGCUUUUUGCAAUUCUCUUGUGGAUAUUCAUCAAAGUGAAGUCGAUAAAAUUGAAAUAUCUCAAGUUAAACCUGAAUGUGUUCAUGUACUACUCUUUGUUCAUGGUGGUUUUCGACAUAUCUAUGGCCAUAGUCUAUGUUGCCCAUAUACAGAAGAGUCUUACCAAUGGGAUGGUUUUAAGAUACAGUGGAUGGGCCGUCGAAAUAAAACUCGAAAACUACGACAUGUUCGCUGGAUGGAUACCAAUGGUCGCCUCGGCCUGUUGGCUGAGAGGCAUCCUCAUCAUGGUCUGCAACGUGUACAGCAUCAAAAAAAUAAGAUUCAUCAUCCACAAAAUAAGGAAGAAAGAAGUCAAAAUAAAAAUGGCUCAAGAAGGAUAUCUUCCUAUACCAGACCCCACAUUAUUGGGGGAGGAUCAUUCAGAAAUCUUGUUCUGCCGAACCCCGUAA